UGUAUCAGAAAGUAAAUUAUCUUUAUUCUUAGAUGAAAAUAUAUGGCCUGAAGGCAUUAUAUUUAGGCGUUUCGUGCAUUUUAAAAGCAAAUAUGUAAGAGAUAUGUCAACAAAAACGGCCACAAAUCAAACAUAUAAUGCAUAGCACCUUUACGUUAACUAGUUUUAACUGUAAAAACGUUAAACGUUCCGUCGAUAACAUACGAGAAAUGUGCCGUUUUUCUGAUAUCAUUGCGCUUCAGGAGACGUGGCUGUUACCGGAUGAGAUCCAGUACCUGAGCACUAUUGACAGAAAAUUUAGUUCAACUGGUACUUCUGCCGUUGACACAGCAGCUGGCUUGCUGCGUGGCCGCCCGUACGGAGGUGUUGCGCUGUUAUGGCGCAGUGACGUGUUUCAAAACGUAUCUGUUAUACAGUGUAAUAAUCCGCGCGUGUGUGCCAUUAAAAUCGUUACAAACGACAGACCUAUUGUGGUAAUUAGUGUCUACAUGCCCACAGACUCGCCGGAUAACCUGUCGGACUUUACGGACUGUCUGGGUACGUUGGGACCAUCGGGGGAGAUGCUCAAUGCUGAGAAACCUGAAGGAAAGGUGGCUUACGUUUUAGGGCCAAGGACGUGGAGGAACGUGAUCAGACACAUGUCGCGAGGUAAGUCCCCUGGCCAUGAUGGUCUGAGCAUUGAGCACCUUCAGUACGGUGGUGCUCAUAUUUCGCGAGUGUUAUCACUAUUCUGUAACCUAUGUAUGAGUCAUAGUUAUUUACCACCCGAUUUAAUAAAAACCAUAGUGAUACCAGUUGUUAAAAAUAAAUCUGGGACAUGUCGGAUCUGGGCAACUAUAGGCCGAUAUCCUUGGCCACCAUUAUAGCUAAAGUACUUGAUAGAUUGCUUGAGAUACAGUUAAAUAAACAUCUUCAAAUACAUGACAAUCAGUUUGGGUUUAGGCCCAAACUCUCAACCGAAUGUGCAAUUAUGUGUCUCAAGCAAACUGUCAGAUAUUAUACAGAUC
Messenger RNA from Trichoplusia ni (cabbage looper), 1007 nucleotides. RefSeq lists its product as uncharacterized. The transcript has 2 exons. The coding region runs from base 138 to 866 and encodes 242 amino acids. Lineage: Eukaryota; Metazoa; Arthropoda; Insecta; Lepidoptera; Noctuidae. Gene Ontology annotation, molecular function: catalytic activity. The record is from RefSeq and is a predicted model, not a curated record.